CCGACCUGCUGCUGUUGCACCUAUGAGUUACCGUGUUGAUGAAUAGCCGCGGCCCCGCGCGAGACAAACGAGCCGAUUAUGCCGAGAUAAAGAGUCUGCCUCGCGCUCAUCCGAUGAUGGCAUGCGAUGGUUCAUCCGCGGAGGAUUUCCCGGACAAAGUGAUGCCCAGAGCGGCUCCCUGCACGUGCAGCAAGAAGUGCAGGAGUCGCAGCAGCAGCAGUGUCGUCUUCUUGGGAUUAUUCCUGCUGUCUCUGUGUCUACACGCUGUCACCCUUGUCUGCUAUUUGGACCUGCGCUCCGAAGUCAAAAGGGAAAUUAUCCACCAGAAGCGGGACUCCAUGUUGACACUUGCGGGGAGUGACCUGGCUGACCCGGCGGCUGUGCUCUCGCCCGGACACCCGCGACUGGACCCCUGGAGCAGCCGCGGAGGAGACAGUCAGGAGGAGAAGUUACUGCACAGAAAUAGCGACUUCCAUGCCACGGAGGACCACAGGGGGAUAACUCAGCGAGCGAAACGAAGUCCCGGCAAGCAGCCAGAUACAGAACCACCGAGGAAGAAAGAGAAGAAAAAAGGGAAAAAGAGGUCAGUGCCGGGGCCUCCUGGUCCCCCUGGUCCUCCCGGCCCACAGGGGCCACCGGGCAUCCCUGGAAUCCCCGGUAUUCCUGGGAGCAACGCUGUGGGGCCUGCAGGACCUCCUGGACCCCCCGGGCCACAGGGACCUCCAGGCAAUCAAGGCCCAUCAGUUUCCGAAAGGACGGAAACAAAGGAAUUCCAGCCUGCAGUGGUUCAUUUGCAGGGGCAGGAGACGACAAUCCAAGUGAGAGAAGAUCUCUCUGAAGGCAUCCUUAGGAACUGGAAGAUGGUGUCCAUCCAUCACCGUGUGUUUAAAAUGCACUCUCGCUCUGGAGAGCUAGAGGUGCUGCUGGACGGUGUCUACUUCAUAUAUAGUCAGGUAGAAGUGUACUACCUCAACUUCACCGACAUUGCCAGCUAUGAGGUGAUGGUGGACUCCAACCCAUUCCUGCGCUGCACAUGCAGCAUCGAAACGGGACAGCGCAAGUUCAACACCUGCUACACGGCCGGCGUGAGCCUGCUGCGUGCAGGCCAGAGGAUCUCCAUACGCAUAGUGUAUGAGGACACGCUCAUCAGCAUGACCAACCACACCACUUUCUUGGGAAGUGUCAGGCUUGGAGAGGCUCCAUCUGCUGGACAGAACUGAUAACUACAAACCACAGCAGCACUUACAAAGAGGGAAAUGUUCCUCACUUUGGUCUAAUCAGAGGCAACUUUUCAGCCAAAGUCUUGUUGCUGUUUAGAGGAAACUUAAACCCUGAGGAGCUCCUGGCUGACUUUUGCUCACUUUUACACUUCUGUAUUAAAAAGGGCAAUAUAAACUGUUAUACUUUCCCUCAAACAUCCUCAUCAAACAAAAGUCUAUUUAUAGUCACCAGUUUGUGUCAACACAGACGGCAUCUCUCUUUAUAACAAGGAAGGACACUGCGCUGACAUAUGCUUAAUAUUUACAUAUUUUAAGUGCUGUUAAAUGAUAAUCUUGUACCUCCAAAACACGAGCUAUACAGGCUGUUUCAUUUGCAAUUUGUACACUCAACCUUUUUAAUUAAUUUAAUUGCAUUAGCAGAUACAAGUGGUUUAACAAGGGGUUAAAAGCCCUGUAUGCCCUUCAGUGUUGCCAACUUAGUGACUUUGUCGCUAUAUUUAGCGAGUUUUCAGACCCCUCUAGCGACUUUUUUUCAAAAAAGCGUCAAAUCCAGCGACUUUCUCUGGUGUUACUGGAGACUUUAAGAGACUCUGACGUUAAAGCAUGUAUUGUUGUUGCUCCUCUCCAUCAGCCCCUCCCCGUCCCAAAGCACUCACAGGCAGCACAGUCCUCACAGCAGUCCGUCUCAGCUGGUCUCAGCCUCUACAGUCUAUGGUCUCAGCUGCAGUCAGAGCAGGAGGUGCUCAUGCCCCCAUGUCAGACAGCAAAUUAAUCGCUUUGUGAAGGUGCCUUAACAGUUUUUUCUGUUGUCUCUUUUUGGUCGAUUUAAAGUUGUUAAUGAAGACUUUAUACAAAAAAUAUUUAUAAAUAUUAUGGUUAAAAAUUUUCAUGUUUCACUGGAAUUUGAUGUAGGCUUGUAAUUGGACCAUAAGGCUUAAAACUAAACCAAAAGUAAGAAAGCUAAACUUCUAAGAAAAAUAGAAUAAUUGAUAGAAUAAUAAACUAAAAAUAAAAAUUAAAGUUACUCUGCCAGAGUAUCUCUCUAGUUAUUUUUUGCCAGUCCCAAGCCCAGAUAAAGGAGGAAGGUUGGAAUUGUGACGUUAUAAAAACAAGAAUUGACAGGAGCAAGUUCGUUUGUAGUUCUAUACAUCUUAAAGAUCUUUUUACUCACUUUUUGUCUCUCUCAUGACGUUUUCCCUCUCUCCUACAGCGUCCACUACAAUUAAAUGCGUACCCAUGAUUAUGCAAAUUAGGUGAUGAUGUCAUUUAGCGACUUGUGGCGACUUUUAGGACAGCCAAUAGCUACUUUCCUUACUGAGGAGUUGGCAACACUGAUGCCCUUAAGGAAUAAAAAAGGGCAUCAAUGUUCAAAGCAAGUAUAAGGUAUUCAUGCAAAGCUGAGAAAAAGCCAUUAAAUUGGAGUUAUAAGGUAUUCACAGAACAACAGCACUAUAUAUUUUGCGCACAUUUGCACUACAGCAUCCCUGCAGAAUAUCAGUGAUAUGUUUUGUUACAGUGCUAUUGUUUUGUAACCGUAUGAAUGAAUACAUGUGGAAAAAUGAUAGUUGUUUAUACGUCUGUACAUAUUGUAUAUAAAAUGGGAUAUACUUUUGUAAAUGGAGUUGAUUGAUGGAUUAAAAUGUUUCAUUUUC
Molecule: messenger RNA, 2872 nt
Organism: Cheilinus undulatus (humphead wrasse)
Lineage: Eukaryota; Metazoa; Chordata; Actinopteri; Labriformes; Labridae
Product: ectodysplasin-A-like
Biological process (GO): immune response; animal organ development
Cellular component (GO): membrane
Molecular function (GO): death receptor binding; tumor necrosis factor receptor binding; death receptor agonist activity
Source: RefSeq, a predicted model, not a curated record